AUGAGAUUUACUGAGGUUGUGAUGUCAUGUUGGCUCAUUACGCUGUUCGGAGUAGUCCUCCUGCUCGCCGGAUCGAUCGUUCUCAUAUGGAACGAGGGCCGUACGAUACGCAUCCUGCUUUCGUUGGACGAAGCCCUAAACGAUGCCAUAACCGUCAGUGCAGAGAGUCCCUACGAAAAGCAGUUCGAAGGACGAUUGAUACAUCUGAAUGGCGCGCUGUCGACGGGAGAACCGCUCACCGAACCCGAUUACAACAUUCAAGUGCAAGCGGUGAAACUGAAAAGACGCGUACAGAUGUACCAGUGGGUCGAAGAAUCCGUAGAAAACCGCUUUGGAGAAUCGGUUGCCACCGUGGAAACGGCGGAUCGCUCUUACUUCUACACCCGAGAGUGGCGUGAUGAAUUGGUUGACUCCCGUGGGUUCUACCUGCGCUCGGAAUACCACAAUCCGACGGCAUUUCCGAUCGAGUCAACGGUUCACCUAUCCGAGCAUGUCCACGUUGGCCACUACGAGCUCGGGGAAGUCGCCAAGGAAAGGUUUAAGACGUUCCAAGAGGUGACCUCCGACACGCGUCCCGAAGAUCCUUCGGUGAGGCUACACGCAGGACUCUAUUAUCACUGCAACGACAUCUGGAAUCCGGAGAUUGGCGACGUUCGGAUACAGUUUGCGUACGCCGGGCUCGAAGGAUCGUAUGUGACCGUCGUGGGAAAGCUGCUGAACGGAAAGAUAGUCCCGUACGAAUCGACGCACUCUCGAAAAGUGCUGCUACUCGAGCCAGGCGAACACAACCUGAGCGAAAUCUUCCGUUUCGAACAUCACCAGCAACGCCUGGCCACGUGGGGCAUUCGUUUCAUCGGAUGGGUGUUGCUAUUUUUCUCCGCCAUCUGCUGCACAACAAUCAUGCAGCAUCUCGUGCGGGAGCAUCGUUUUUUGAGGAUUUUCUUCCCCGAUGCGAACUUUUCGCUUUCGACCAAUAUCAUGACGUCGCUGUCCGUGGCGUUGGUAAUUGUGUCAGUGGCGUGGAUCGUGCAUCGGCCUUGGCUGGGAGGCGGGCUGCUUUUCGCGGCCGUAUCGCCAUUUUUAUACUGCGCCCGUAGCAUAAUGGGCGGUUAUCAACGGAUGGACUGAGCCGGCACAUGAUGAGACGUGUCAGGUUUUAACCAAAUCGUUUGCCUGUGAAUUUUAGUCUUGUGAUAUCAUCACGUCUCAUUUGCGUUGCUGGCCAGACGCAAGUCAUC
Messenger RNA from Anopheles nili, 1238 nucleotides. It is a transcript of the gene Tmem43, whose product is annotated as transmembrane protein 43 homolog. The record is from RefSeq and is a predicted model, not a curated record. Gene Ontology annotation, biological process: nuclear membrane organization. The transcript is spliced from 3 exons. Gene Ontology annotation, cellular component: nuclear inner membrane. Lineage: Eukaryota; Metazoa; Arthropoda; Insecta; Diptera; Culicidae. Bases 1 to 1128 code for a protein of 375 amino acids.